GUUGAGUUGUUCUUGAGCGUACUUAGUUUACUCAUAAUCUACUCUAUAAGAGAGCCUCGUUCUUGAGUGUAUUCGUGUUCUUAGACACUUUGAGAGAAAGUAUUUCUCUCGGUAGAUUCAAAGGAAGGGCUGUUUCCUUUGAAGGACUCGUUGAGGUUCGUGUAACUCAAACUCUCAAGUUGUAACAGUUUGUUAAGCACCCGCAAGCUUAACGAAAUAGUAGUGUAGCUCGAGAGAGUCUCUCGGGAGGCUGGAUUAGCCACAAGUUGUGGUGAACCAGGGUAAAAUUCGGUGUGCCUCUUACUCUUCUCUUUACUUCUCUUUUAAUUUUUUAAUUCCUGCGAUUUCUACGAUCAAACGCUAUUCACCCCCCCUCUAGCGUUGGUCUAUUAUUCUAGCAAUUGGUAUCGGAGCCUAACUCGCGUCCAAACUUAACCGUUUGAGAGUAAAGCGAUCAUGGGCUCUUCUUCUAGAAAUCUUUAUGCAAGAAUUGGAGAAGGUCAAUCAACCUCUAGGCCACCGCUUUUUGAUGGCACCAACUACACAUAUUGGAAAGAGCGGAUGAGAAUUUAUAUCCGCUCAACCAACUUCCAGUUGUGGUUGGUCAUCAAAAACGGCGAAGAAACGCCAAUGAAGAAGGUCGAUGAAAAACUCGUCCCAAAGACCGAAGACGAAUUUGAUGCCGAAGACAUCAAAAAGGUGGAGAACUACGCCAAGGCAAUCAACAUGCUGUACUGUGCGGUCAAUCCUGAUGAUUAUCGCAAGAUCUCUUGCUGCACCACUGCAAAAGAAAUGUGGGACAAGCUGGAAGUCACAUAUGAGGGUACGGACCAAGUUCAGGAAGCCAAAAUUGACUUCCUAACGCAGGAGUACGAGAUGUUCAGGAUGAAGGAAGGCAAAAAGAUCGAUGACAUGUUCGAUCGGUUCUCAAAGAUCAUCAACGACCUUCACGCUCUCAAGAAGACGUAUGCCAACAAGGACCUUGUGAGGAAAAUCCUGCGGAGUCUCACACCCGAAUGGAGAUCAAAGGCUGACGCAAUCUACGAAUCCAUCGGAGUCUCCAAUGUCACCAUCGACGGGCUAAGAGGUAACCUCAAAACUUAUGAAUCUACUAUUCUAAAUCCGUCUUUGGAUGAACAAAAGAAGAAGGGAAUAGCACUCAAAGCAACCAAGGAGACCGUGGAAGAAGACUCAAGCGAUGAUGACAACGAGUUCGGACUCGUCAUCAAGAAAUUCCACAAAUUUAUGAAGAAGGAAUUUGAGCGCAAAGGAAGAAAGCACGACGGUCCCCCGAAGUGUUAUGGCUGUGGUGAGAUAGGCCACAUCAAGCUGAGGUGUCCAAAAGGAAAAAGCGGAAAGGACAAACCUGGCUUCAAAAAGCAACGCGCCUACAUCUCAUGGGGUGGCGACUCCGGGGAUGAGUCAACGGAUCAAGAAGAGGAAGAAGCCGCCAACCUCUGUCUCAUGGCACACGAAGACCACGUCAACGAAGUACAAGAGAGCAAGGCCUCCAAGAAGAAGACCAACAUCGAAGCUACGACCUCUGCGCCCCAGCCGUUUCCCUAUCUAGAUGGCUCAUUUCUUGAGUUCGGGUCGGAGGAAGAACUCACACGCUUCCUCACUCACUUCGCCAAGCACCCGAUCUCUCCGCCUCGCGUGCUCCCGGAGUUGUUUCCCCAAGACAAAGGGUACCACGACCUCGACAACCAACUCCAAGCGUCGGGUUUGUGGCCAUUCGUCUCUAAGAGCCGCUCGAGCUUCAAUCCUGCCUUCGUCCGGGCCUUCUACUCCAAUCUCCGCCGUGACGGGGACACCAUACGCAGCAGCAUCAAUCUCUACGACAUAGAGAUUGAUUUGCCUACCUUUGCUCGGAUCGCAGGGCUGCCCACUCGCGGUGACGACAUCGAGACAUAUGGUGGAGAUGAUUGGAUUCUCAACAACAAGGCGGUGGUCAUCCAAGAGCUUGGAAUCACCAACCUCAUCCGUCAGAGCGGCGCACCAACCAUCCACUCAGCCCCGCCGGAAAAGCGUCUUCUGCUCUACAUCCUCACCCGGAUUCUUCGCCCCCGGGACGGUAGCCACACUUGUCUCUUCAACGAGGAUCUCAAGGCCGUUCAUGCCAUCACCCAUGGCGCCUCGAUCAAUUGGGCAAAAUACGUCAUGAUUCACAUGGCGGAUUGCGCUCUUAUCGCCACUGAGCGGAGCUUGCCAUACGCCUUCCUCGUCAUGGACCUCAUCAUCUCCGCCGACAUCUCCAUCGCCGGCCCGGAUACGAAGAUGAUGAAGAUUUGGAUCAUUCAAGACCGCACCUUCCGGAAGAAGUCCGGAGACCAGGACGGCGCAGGCCCAAGUCGUGCACCAUCCCCCGCUCCCGCCAAGGCCUCUUUGCAAUCCAUAGCCGAUACUCUGAAUCAGCUAACCCUCACAGUGGAUAGCAUGGGGCAGUCAAUCGAGCGGAUGGACUGAACGCUGCAACGCCAACACCACGACAUGACGGCGUUCUUCCGCGGCAUCAACUACGUCCCUCCGCCCUUUGACACCACCUUCCUUGGCCAAAACUAUGAAGGCGAGGACGAGGAGGAUAACUCCUAUG
Messenger RNA from Cuscuta campestris, 2593 nucleotides. The record is from the annotation of a GenBank genome assembly. NCBI's taxonomy places the organism in Eukaryota, Viridiplantae, Streptophyta, Magnoliopsida, Solanales, Convolvulaceae.